Penicillium digitatum Pd1 is the source of this 105-nucleotide messenger RNA. The record is from RefSeq and is a predicted model, not a curated record. Lineage: Eukaryota; Fungi; Ascomycota; Eurotiomycetes; Eurotiales; Aspergillaceae.
AUGAUUGAGUCUUCGUGCCAUUGCGCUCCCAAUUUAAAGCAAGCGAUUUCUUCCCUGCGUUCCUUCCGCCCCUGCUUCCCACUCGCCUUCUGGGCAAGUACAUGA